CUACUGCUGCUGUGUAGUCUGCUUCGGUGAAUCAGAAAAGAUUUUGUCAUUUCUUGUUAGUUGCAUUGAUUGGCCUUGUUUGGACAGGAUGACUCGUGACGGGUUUGCUCUACCUCAUCUCAUUAUUUAGGUGGCUGUCUAUCGCACGUUAAAACAGGUUUAGAUCUGCAAAAUGUUUACCAAAAAGAACCCAGCUUUACGCAUUGAUGAGGCAGAUUUGAAGUGCAAGAAUGGCUGUGAUUUCUUUGGUAAUCCCGAAUGGGAUGGGUACUGUUCUCAUUGCUACUACAAGGAACGAGAUCAGAAAAAGAGUCCAAGUCGAGGAGAAAGUGCUUCUCGAGGGUCACAGGAUAAGGAUAGUCCAUUGCCUAUUACUAUGGCAAAACGAUUUAGUAAAUUUGAAGAAAAGAAGCAGCAGCAAAGACAGCAGCAAGAAAAGAGGAACAAAUUUAGUAAACUUGCUAGCAGUUUACGAAAAUCAACCAGUAUCCGAGAUUCAGGGCGGUUACCAGAGCCAUGGCUAGAACAAUCUCCUGAGGUGGAACGUAUUAAGCAAGAGUAUGCUUCGCAGUUGUCUUCUAUUUCACCAGAAGUCAGCCAGUAUAUGAACAAAUAUAUUCAAGCACUUUGCCGUACUGUGUGUUCAGAUGCUAAUAAUAUGUCAAUUGAUGAGUUAUCUGAGAAAGUUCAAAAGUUUUACCAAAACCUGUCUAAAUGUAUGGAUGCUCAAAAUAUUAACCAAGAAUUGAAAGAACAAGUGCUGGACUAUUGUGAAAAGUUUACGAUGACUAUUUUGUACCGUAAUUUAUUUUGCCCGGCAACUACUACAGAUGAAGAGAAAGACCUUGCAAUCCAAAAGAGGAUUCGUCAACUAAGUUGGGUUAACGCCAAACACCUGGAUUGCCGGAUUAAUGAAACUAAUAAAGAAGUCCGUGACCUUGUGUACACUUCUUUUACAGAUCUUUUGGGAAUGGAUUCUGAGAAAGCACCCCAAGAUAAACUUCAAGCUGUAGUAAAAUGCUGUAGAAAUAUUUUUCUCUUACUACAAUCAUCGGUCGGAGGCCCAGCAAGUGCAGACGAAUUUUUACCUGCACUUAUCUUCAUAGUCUUAAAGGCUAACCCUGCCCGUUUGAAAAGCAAUAUUCAUUUCAUCACUAGAUUCUGCAAUGCAAGUCGCUUGAUGACUGGUGAAGGAGGAUACUAUUUUACAAACCUGUGCUGCGCAGUUUCCUUCAUAGAAAAUAUGACAGCACAAUCUUUGAGUUUGCCCGAAGAUGAAUUUGAACAAUAUAUGUCUGGAGAAGUGGUGCCAACAAGCACAUGGGAUUCAAGCGUCAUGAUGUAUGAAGGCAUUUCUUUGAUGUAUGAGCAUUUAGUGGCACUUGACGAUAUGCAUAAGAGAGCUGAUUCUGUCCUAGAGAACACUGAUGUACUGAUGAACAAAAUGAAAGAUUUAUCGCAUCAAAUUAAGAUCAGAGUUGAUGAUAUUUUAGCCAAAACUCAGAUUAAUCUUUCUACAGAGAAAGUGCCCACUGAUAUAGACACUGAGAAUCCUUUACUGGAACUGCUUCCUCCUCCAAUUGCUCCUAUGGUUGUUGCACCUGUGACACAAAACACACCUGAGUCUGGAAAGUUGAACAGUUUGUCUGAGAAGAAGAGUCUGAUUCUCCCAGGUAUCACUAAGUAUGCUUUCCCAUCUGAUUCAGAACUAGACGCUCUAGGUGCUGAUCGAACUCCAGGAGAUGGUGCACUUCCUCUUCCUAUGUCUGACUCACAAGAGUUUCUUCUGACCCCUUCAUCGACUUAUGGUUUCUCUGCUCUUGAUGAACUUGCCACGCCAGAUGAAUUGUGUGCAGCACAGGCUAGCCUCAAUUUUGUUCAGGGUCUAUCAGCAGUCAACUAUGACAUUGAUAUUUCUGACACGAGUGCCGAUAGUAGUGCGGGGGUAUCUCCCCAUCCGUCAAUACUCUCUGUGUCUGAGAACAAAGACGGCAGCCCGGAAACAGCGAGUGUCCCGGCCACGGACCCUCACCCUGACCCUGACCCUGCAUCACUGCUGGACACAUCUGAAUCUCCCACAUCCAAACUUCUAUUACCUUCACCUAUGAAACCUGUUGCACCAGAGCCGUGUAGUGGCCUAGACAAAGAAAGUUUCCCUGAGGAGCAGAGCUCUACCCCAGUUCAUAGCCAAGGCAAACUUAUUAGUCAGAAACCACCUGAAGUUCCAACCAAUGCAACCAGCUCAAAUUAUGAAAGCUUUACUGCACAGGGGUGGAAGAUUCAGAGCAUACCCUGUGAUACUGGAACUUCUGAUCUCAACAACACCAAUCGGACUAAAAAGCCCAAGGAUGACCCAGGCAAACUGAUGUACUGUGAUUUAGAUUGAUAUUUUUAGAGUUAAAGGACAUGUACUGAUUAUUGGUCUAAAUGCUUGUUUUUAAGAUUUCUUAUUCAUUUCUAUCCCAGCAUAAAAUUGCUUUUCAUAUUAUUCAAGUUACCAUUUGAAGUCAAGUUGAUAUAAAUGGGGAGUGUAACGGCAGCCAGUAAAAAUGAUAAGAUAAGACUUAAUUAUCUGUUUGAAAUUCUUAUCUAUUUUAUUAUAAAUCAAAGAACAAUUUACAGUUUGUUACAUGAUUUAAUUUUUUUUUGUGAUCCCAGUUCACAAAGUAAGGGGUAGUUCAUUCCAUUUCAUUCCUCUUGGCAGCUUAGAUUUUAUCGGAAACCUUUUGAAAAAUAAUAAAGAUAGUGAGUUUAAUCUA
Messenger RNA from Thrips palmi, 2759 nucleotides. It is a transcript of the gene Rabex-5, whose product is annotated as rab5 GDP/GTP exchange factor. The record is from RefSeq and is a predicted model, not a curated record. NCBI's taxonomy places the organism in Eukaryota, Metazoa, Arthropoda, Insecta, Thysanoptera, Thripidae. The transcript is spliced from 12 exons. Gene Ontology annotation, biological process: vesicle-mediated transport. Gene Ontology annotation, cellular component: cytosol; endocytic vesicle. Gene Ontology annotation, molecular function: zinc ion binding; DNA binding; small GTPase binding. Bases 173 to 2386 code for a protein of 737 amino acids.